This is a messenger RNA of Eurypyga helias (sunbittern), 901 nucleotides long. It is a transcript of the gene ZNF385C, whose product is annotated as zinc finger protein 385C. NCBI's taxonomy places the organism in Eukaryota, Metazoa, Chordata, Aves, Eurypygiformes, Eurypygidae. Gene Ontology annotation, cellular component: nucleus. The record is from RefSeq and is a predicted model, not a curated record. Gene Ontology annotation, molecular function: nucleic acid binding; zinc ion binding.
AUGGACCCGGUGCAGAAGGCAGUGAUCAGCCACACCUUCGGCGUGCCCACCCCGCUCAAGAAGAAGCAGUUCAUCUCCUGCAACAUCUGCCACCUGCGCUUCAACUCUGCGAACCAGGCGGAAGCCCACUACAAGGGCCACAAGCACGCGCGGAGGCUGAAAGCCAUCGAGGCUGCCGGUCGGGAUGUCACAGCUGACUUCGCCCCCAGCCCGGAGGGCAGCGGGGAGCCCAGCAGCACAGCUCAAGCCAACGGCGUGCCAGAGCCGGAGCGAGAGUGCAGCAGCCUGGGGCUCCCGCCCAGCACGGAGGAAUCACCCGAGGAGUCGGGCAGCGUCACCCUCCUGGGCUCCCCGCCAGGCUCGGAGCUGUCGGAGGGCACCUCAGACGCCACCAGCGUGGCUUCGGCCAUGCAGGUAGCCGAGGCGCAGGCAGCCGAGUCGGGCAGCAGCGCUGGCUCGGUCCCCGAGAGCGAGAAGGAGGCGAAGAAGAGCAAACAGCACCUGUACUGUCCCACCUGCAAAGUGACCGUCAACUCCCUGUCCCAGCUGGAGGCUCACAACACCGGCGCCAAGCACAAGUCGAUGCUGGAAGGUCACAGCACCCAGAUGCGGCGAGGCCGAGGGAAGCUCCUCUCCCGGGCAGGGCACAAGUCCAAGCGGAUCGGCAACAAGGGCAGCAUCAACAUCCAGAACAAGGCGUUUCACUGCCAAGUGUGCGAGAUCUACGUGAACUCGGAGACCCAGCUCAAACAGCACAUGAGCAGCCGGCGCCCGCCCAAGCCCAAGUACAGCCCCUAUAACAAGCUGCAGAAGAACGCUGCCCUCGCAGUGAGUAUUCUCAAGGUAUCUGUCUCCCAGCAAUUCACCUACCCCCUUCGCGCUCCCAAAUGUCCUUCCCCGU